This is a messenger RNA of Chenopodium quinoa (quinoa), 4147 nucleotides long. Its product is annotated as transcription termination factor MTERF4, chloroplastic-like. Gene Ontology annotation, molecular function: double-stranded DNA binding. Gene Ontology annotation, biological process: regulation of DNA-templated transcription. The record is from RefSeq and is a predicted model, not a curated record. The transcript has 4 exons. The coding region runs from base 577 to 2124 and encodes 515 amino acids. Lineage: Eukaryota; Viridiplantae; Streptophyta; Magnoliopsida; Caryophyllales; Amaranthaceae.
GGAAUGGAGGGUCUAUCACUAUACAUUCAAAUCCGAAACCUAAACUUCACCUAGAAAAUUCCUUCAAUCAACCUUUUCUUGUUAAAGACAUUUUCUGUGAGAGAGUGAGAAACUAAGAAAGGAGAGUUGGGAAUUAGGAUUUUUUUUAUAAUUAUUAUUAUUUUAUUUAUUUAUAUAUUUUCUUUUUAUUUUGGUUCAUAUAAGAAAGGGGAAAGGAGUUGGGACACUUUGUAAAAGAAAAUGGAUUUAAUAUAAUGGAUUGAAAUUUCGAUUUGUAAUUCAGUUUUCAAUUUUUAUAAACCCCAAACCGAAUCCAAACCAUAAUCCAUAUUUUUAGAUUUUUCCUAACCGAUCUAAUCCAAACCAAAUUACUUAUUCGAUUUACUUUUAGUCCGAAUCACCCCAAUAUAAGACUUCCUCCAUCUAAGUUGAGAGUGUACUCCCACUUGCCAGUUGCCACUACCAUUUCCCACUACUCCGUUACUCCGUAGAACAACCAGCUAAACGAGAAAGCGCUAAGAAAUUGAAUUGAAUCACUCUCCUAGAUUAAACUGAAUUUGUGUGUUGUACAAAAACAUGAAUAUUAGAGGUUGUACUGGUAUUGCCAAACCUAGUUUCUUACUAAUACAAUUGGAUUUGCCAACUUUGAGGCUUGGAAAAGUACAUUUCCUUCCAUUACCAUGUAAUUCAUCAACCAAUAAACCUGGGUUUAAGGUUAGAUUUCAGCACUCGGUUGCUGAAAGAUCUUAUUCUAGCUCCCGAGCUGCGAAACCAUACUCGGGCCGGGUGAAGAAGAAAGAAGAGGGUGCAUCGUCGUUGUAUUUACGUCCUAGUUUAAGUGAUAUGAAGCAGCAGAGAAUGGAGAAUCGUGCCCAGGUUUACGAGUUUUUGAGAGGGAUUGGUGUUGUACCUGAUGAACUUGAUGGCUUAGAACUGCCUGUUACGGUUGAUGUUAUGAGGGAACGCGUGGAUUUCCUCCACAAAUUGGGGCUUACGAUUGAGGAUAUUAAUAAUUAUCCGCUUGUACUUGGGUGCAGUGUGAAGAAGAAUAUGAUUCCGGUGCUAGAUUACCUUGGAAAACUAGGUGUUCGGAAAUCUAGAGUCACUGAGUUUUUAAGACGGUACCCACAAGUACUUCAUGCUAGCGUUGUUGUGGAUCUUCAGCCUGUAGUUAAGUAUCUGCAAGGAAUGGAUAUCAAACAACCUGAUAUUCCUCGUGUUCUCGAGAGAUAUCCAGAGCUAUUAGGGUUUAAGCUUGAAGGGACCAUGAGCACAUCUGUUGCAUAUUUGGUUGGGAUUGGGGUUGGUAGAAGAGAAAUUGGUGGGAUUUUGACGAAAUACCCAGAGAUUUUAGGAAUGAGAGUAGGCCGUGUCAUCAAACCUUUUGUUGACUAUCUUGGAAGUCUAGGCAUUCCAAGCUUAGCUGUUGCUAGAUUGAUUGAGAAAAGGCCUCACAUCAUUGGUUUCGACUUAGAAGAGAGGGUAAAACCAAAUGUUGGAUGUCUUCUAGAAUUUAAUGUCAGAGAAAAGUCACUUGCUGUAAUGAUUGCUCAAUAUCCCGAGAUUAUUGGGAUUGAUCUCAAGUCCAAGCUUUCGGCACAACAAACAUCAUUCAAUACUAUCCUUGAUCUUAGUUCUGAGGACUUUGGGCAAAUCAUAGAGAGGAUGCCACAGGCUAUAAGUCUUAGUAAAACAGCAAUAGUGAAGCAUGUAGAUUUUCUCAAACUUUGUGGUUUCUCUUUACAGCAGAUUAAAAAGAUGGUUGUCGGAUAUCCACAGUUGCUUGCACUGAAUCUGGAUAUAAUGAAGCUGAAUUUUGAUUACUUUCAAGUGGAAAUGUCAAGGCCUUUGGAUGACUUGGUUGAUUUCCCCGCCUUCUUCACGUACGGUUUGGAGUCCACAAUAAAGCCAAGGCAUCAGCAAGUUGCGAAAAAAGGAUUGAAAUGCUCCCUUUCAUGGCUUUUGAAUUGUUCAGAUGAGAAGUUUGAUCGAAGAAUGAGUUAUGAAUCAAUUGACAUGGAGGAGAUGGAGCCAGAGCCCACAUUUGACAUGAAAUCUUUAAUGGGAUCUAGAACAGAUGAGUCAGAUUCUGAGAUUGAUGAUUAUGAUGAUGAAGAUAUGUAAUGUCUUUAUUCAAACCUGUAUUUCUCUUUUCUAUGGAGUUGUGAAUUAUUUUGCUCUCCAACAAUUUGGGAAUGUCCAUAUAGAUAGUGGUAUUCAUUAUCUUGAAGGUAAAGUUAUUGAUCAUUACUGUUUUAAAUUUUUAGCAUGGUGUUUUCUAGUCACAAGUUGAUUAAAAUGCUAAAGCCCCAUUGUAAGGGAAGAUCCAAUGUGUUUACCUAUCAAAUUGCUUGAUUGUGUUAAAGAUGCUUAUUUAUUUACACUCUGGGUAGCACACACAUCACAGCACUGUGGUAGUUUAAAUACUAUAGUGUAUUGUUAUGCAUAUCAUAAGGCAAAGUGGCAAACUAUUGCUAAGCAUUAUGUACUGGAUAUCCCACAGAAAAAGUAGGAGCAUUCUAAUUUAGAACUUAGUGCUGUUUUAUAGGGUCGUUACCUUGUGCUUUUAACUUCAUAUGCUGUAUAGUGUGAUUGACAGCCUUUUGUUUUGCAUUAUUUUGCGCUCCUGCCUCUUAGUCCUCUACUUAUGUAAUCUUAGCCUGCUUUGAGUCAAUGGAUGUCUUAAGUUUUGGGGAUCAAUAACAUAUAACCUAUGUAAGAACUCUUUGUCUUUGUCCCUUUAAUCCUCUUUAAAUGUCUGAUGUAGUGUGAGGUUACCCUGUUGGAUUCAUAGACUUGCUUAUGCCAAUUAUUGUAGUAGCUAAUCGAUGAAUUUUUACAUCACUUUUUAUUUUGUAUGGACUCAACUGUGCUUAGCAAGAAGAUGAUGUUAUUGCAUACAAUUUUGAUUUAAUCCUUUUUAGUAUUCUGAUUAUGGAUUCCUGUGGAAUUGUCAUAAGUUAACAUUAAUCCUACAUUUGACUACAUUCUAUUUAUCCAAUUCUAGCUAAAACGUGUUAUAAAGCGAUGUUUUAAUUUCGAAGAUGAAUGCAUGUGUGGGUCCUUGUAUGUUUUGCCAUUCUGUCCUGCUUUUUUAUGCAUGCAAGCUAAAUUAUGCUUUCAACUUCAGUAAUCAGAAAUGGAACUUUAGACAGCAUAGGGUGAGGUACUGUUGUUGGGGACAGACGAGUGUUUACUGAAUUGGGAUUUGUGCUGGCAUACCGCAUACAACUUGGCUUGAUUGAAUUAAACUUUACCCUUUAGUAUUUUUAUAUCUCCUUUCAAUACUAUCUGUCCACAUCUCUUUUUUAAUUCCAUAUUUGUUUCUUAUAAUAUCUAUGUAAUACCUCUGUUACAUAUUAUGUGAACUUUUGAACAUUUUAUAUCUCACAAAUAAUACCCAAAACUUGUACAUAAUAUGUAACUGAGGUAGUAUUUCACUUCUCUGUUUAAAGAUACCAAUGCAAGAUUACACGUCAAUUUUGAAUUUUAUUACAGUAUUACCUGACUUGUUUGUGUGCAUAACCUUAAAAGACAAUUAUUUGGAAUGAAAGGAGUAUCAAAUAAGUGAUCACAUAUUCUCCAAAAAAAAAAAAAAAAAAAAAAAAAAACCAGAAGCAUUUAUGUUCUAUUGUUGGUGAUCCUAUGCUUUCAUUUUUGUGCAGAAUUUAUUAGCAAUCAAUGUAUUUACGAAAUGAGUUUUGGUCAAAUUGUCAUGUUAAAGCAGCUAAACACUGAUCUUUCAUUCUACUGUGCAAAGUAAAUCCAAAAGGCAGCUCAUGGAAUGUUCCUAAAAGAUCUCAAUUACACCUCAGUUUGUUUAGGGAAGGACUGCACGUCUGCACUUGGUGCUGCUGCUCAAAAAUCAGCGGAAUACUCUGAUGGCAGCAUUCUCGCAUUUGGUUUUAAAUUGUUGAUCUUUCCCAGCAUUCUCUAUUUGGUUUGUAGUUUAAUAAUUGUAUUUUAGUAUAUUUUAAAUUUUUUUUUUUAGUUAUUUUGAGUAGCUUGUACAAGUAUAUGUUUCCCCGCAUCUUGUUGUGUACAAGAGCUGCAUAGUUAUCGACCACAUUGAUUUUGUUAUCAAGUGGCAAGAUUCGUGUAUCUCAAUUCCAUCUUGCUUUCUUAUCCAAAAUUUGACUCUUUUGAA